This is a messenger RNA of Chelmon rostratus (copperband butterflyfish), 5433 nucleotides long. It is a transcript of the gene abl1, whose product is annotated as c-abl oncogene 1, non-receptor tyrosine kinase. NCBI's taxonomy places the organism in Eukaryota, Metazoa, Chordata, Actinopteri, Chaetodontiformes, Chaetodontidae. The transcript is spliced from 11 exons. The coding region runs from base 251 to 3637 and encodes 1128 amino acids. Gene Ontology annotation, biological process: regulation of apoptotic process; protein phosphorylation. The record is from RefSeq and is a predicted model, not a curated record. Gene Ontology annotation, molecular function: protein binding; non-membrane spanning protein tyrosine kinase activity; ATP binding.
UUGAAAUGCCUUUCUUUGACAUUUGAAGCACUCAGACUCCAUUAAUGCACGACGAACAGAGAUACACUGGAGUAAUACGGAUCUGCGUAGGUGACCCGCAUCACCCAUACUCCAGGAGAAGACGGAUUGAGCCGGGGAAAGGGGUUCCUGUCUUUUCCCGAUCCCCCUGCUUCUUGGUGGCCCGCUGUUGGACAGUGAGCAACUGAGUCCAGCUUGGAGAGUCCCGGCUGCGGCCUGGCACCCUGCCCUUAUGGGGCAGCAGCCGGGGAAGUUUGUAGGGGACCAGAGGAGACCCAGUCUGCCAGCCUUCAUCAAGGGUGGGAAGAGAGAGUCGUCACGCCAUGGGACCCAGCCCUGUAACGUUUUUGCUGUGCACGAAGCUCUCCAGAGACCAGACUUUGAGGGUCAGGGUCUGACAGAAGCGGCCCGCUGGAACUCCAAAGAGAACCUGUUGGCUGGACCCAGCGAGAAUGACCCCAACCUGUUUGUCGCACUCUAUGAUUUUGUUGCCAGCGGUGACAACACACUCAGCAUCACUAAAGGAGAGAAGCUGCGUGUGCUGGGUUACAACCACAACGGCGAGUGGUGUGAGGCGCAGACUAAGAAUGGCCAGGGUUGGGUGCCGUCCAACUACAUCACCCCUGUCAACAGCCUGGAGAAACACAGCUGGUACCAUGGACCCGUAUCACGCAACGCGGCAGAGUACCUGCUCAGCUCAGGCAUCAACGGGAGCUUUCUGGUCCGCGAGAGUGAGAGCAGCCCCGGCCAGAGAUCCAUUUCUCUGCGGUACGAGGGAAGAGUCUACCAUUACAGGAUUAACACUGCGUCUGACGGCAAGAAACUCUUUUUCCUCCAGCUGUACGUCUCGUCAGAGAGCCGUUUCAACACACUGGCGGAGCUGGUGCACCACCAUUCCACGGUGGCCGACGGCCUCAUCACCACGCUGCACUACCCGGCGCCGAAACGCAACAAGCCCACCAUCUACGGAGUGUCUCCCAACUACGACAAGUGGGAGAUGGAGCGCACUGACAUUACCAUGAAGCACAAGCUGGGAGGGGGCCAGUACGGGGAGGUGUACGAGGGGGUUUGGAAGAAGUACAACCUCACUGUGGCUGUCAAGACACUAAAGGAGGAUACGAUGGAGGUGGAGGAGUUUCUCAAGGAGGCUGCUGUCAUGAAAGAGAUCAAACACCCCAACCUGGUACAACUGCUAGGUGUGUGCACACGGGAGCCACCGUUCUACAUUAUCACAGAGUUCAUGACCCAUGGAAACCUACUAGACUACCUGAGGGAGUGCAACAGGGAGGAGGUCAAUGCGGUGGUGCUGCUCCACAUGGCCACACAGAUCUCCUCUGCCAUGGAGUACCUGGAGAAAAAAAACUUUAUACACAGGGACUUAGCUGCCCGGAACUGUCUGGUCGGGGAGAACCACCUGGUGAAGGUUGCAGACUUCGGCCUAAGCAGGCUAAUGACUGGAGACACGUACACAGCUCAUGCUGGGGCCAAGUUCCCCAUCAAGUGGACUGCUCCGGAGAGUCUGGCCUACAACAAGUUCUCUAUUAAGUCUGAUGUCUGGGCAUUUGGCGUGCUGCUGUGGGAGAUCGCCACUUAUGGCAUGUCCCCCUACCCCGGCAUUGAUCUGUCCCAAGUCUACGAGCUGCUGGAGAAAGACUACCGUAUGGACCGACCAGAGGGCUGCCCCGAGAAGGUCUAUGAGCUCAUGACGGCCUGUUGGAGGUGGAACCCUUCAGAACGUCCGUCUUUUGCUGAAACACACCAGGCCUUUGAGACCAUGUUCCAGGAGUCCAGCAUCUCUGAUGAGGUGGAAAAGGAGCUGGGCAAGAAAGGGAAGAAGGCGACAUUAGGUUCCAUCCAGCAGGCUCCAGAGCUGCCCACCAAAACCAGAACCCUCCGCAAAAACAUGGACAACCGGGAUGGAGAUAGUCCAGACCCAGUGGAGCCAGAGGCAGCUGUGUCGUCACCCAUGCUCCCCAGGAAAGAGCGCCCCCUCCUGGACAGUAACCUGAAUGAGGAUGACCGCUUGCUACCCAAAGACAAGGACAAGACACGUGGCAGUGGCUUUCUCAGUCUCAUCAAGAAAAAGAAAAAGAAUGCACCAGCUCCGCCCAAACGCAGCUCCUCUUUCAGAGAGAUGGAUGUCCACCCUGAGAGGCGGGGCUUGACUCCAGAUCCUCGAGACAGUGACAGCUUCAACAAUGGUGCAUCUUUGGCCAUUAAUGACGUCACACAUGGCCUUGACUCUGCAAAGUUCCUGGGUACUAACAAUAACGGGGCAGGGGGCAUCACCAACGGGGCUCCUACAUACCCAGGACCUUUGUUUCCCAGGAAGAAGGGAGCUCCUGCAGUGCCUGGACCUGGAGGAAAGGCAGCUACAACACCGCCCAGUGAGGAGGAAUCCAUGUCUAACUCGAAGCGUUUCCUCUGGUCCUCUAGCAUCCCCAGCGGCUCAGAUGGCACUGAAUGGAAGUCUGUCACACUGCCGCGAGACCUCGGCCAGCGCCACUUUGACUCAGGCACCUUCGGGGGCAAGCCAGCUCUGCCACGCAAGAGAACCAGUGAGCAAAAAGGGGAGAACGCCCCACGAAUGGGCACCUUAACUCCCCCACCACGUCUGAACACCUCAUCAGAUGUUUCCUCAGCCUUCUUAGGCAAAGACACUGAUCCCAGUCCUGGUUCCAGUCCUCAGGCAUUAACACCUAAGGUGGUCAGGAGACCAGGGGUGCCGGGGUUGGAGAACUCCAAGACCAGCGCUCUCCACGCUGAGCUUCUCAAGCCCAAUGUGUUUCCUGCUUUAGGAGCAGCCGGAGAAGAGUGCAGGGCCCGCAGACACAAGCACACUGUGGACUCUUCAUCCGCCAGGGAAAGAGGAAAGUUACAGAAACCCAAGCCAGCUCCACCUCCACCACCCACCAAUGCCAAAACAGGCAAGGUUUCCCGCAGCCCCACUCAAGAAGCCCCCUCCCCCUCAUCCACCACCUCAGACAUCAAAGCUAAGGGCCUCCCAUCUGUCUCAGAGCCCCACCACACAACCACUGCCAGUGACCAAGCCCGCUCACCUCUCAGUGAGGGCUCCAAGAAGCUGCCCCUGGGCUCCACCUCCAAACCUCAACCGUUAAAGACCUCCACCUCCUCCACUUCAGUGAGCACCUCCCUUUCCAGCCAAAGCCUAGGAGGCUUCUCUUCCUCCCUCACCUUCCCCGGCGAUCAGAGCUCACCAACUGCUUUCAUCCCCCUAGUGAACUCACGACGCUCACUCCGCAAGACUGCACCCCGCCAGGCUGCCGAGCGCACCCCCAACUCAGCCGUGACGCGCGAGAUGGUGCUGGAAGGCACGGAGUUGCUCCGCGCAGCCAUUUGCCGCAACUCGGAGCAGACGGGUAGCCAUAGCGCUGUGCUGGAGGCCGGCAAGAACCUGUCGAAGUACUGCAUGAGCUACGUCGACUCGAUACAGCAGAUGAGGAACAAGUUUGCUUUCCGCGAGGCCAUAAACAAGCUCGAGAACAGCCUGCGAGAGCUGCAAAUCUGCCCCACCGCCACAGGGGGCGCCAACGCACAGCAGGACUUCAGCAAGCUGCUGUCCUCUGUCAAAGAGAUCAGUGACAUUGUUCAGAGGUAGCGCCAUAAAAUCUUAAACUGCCAAGAUAUAAAAACUAAUAUGAACUGUAUCUUACACUACCCUUUUUUUCUGAGCAUGAACUGUGGUUCAUCCUGAGCUCAUGUUGGAGAUCUGAGGGUAAAGCCUGCGGGAGGAGCUGCAGCAGAGUGUAGGUUUUACACUACAGUACACUCUGAAACACUUAAGCCUGUGGUUAUUGUGGAUGGAAUCAAAGGAAUCUUUCUGUAGAUGUCGUCAGACAGAGUUUGCAAUGUUGAAAAGCCUUAACCACAAAUGAACAGUGUCUUUUGGCCUUGAUUAGAGGCAAGGGGCCAAUUCUCUAUCACCAUGACUUUUCACCAAUCAGUUUUUGAAAUGAUCAUGUCUUAUGUAUUCUAGUUGUGUUUUCCCCUUAUCGAUGACACUAGUAGGAAAAAUAGGCCUGUGAUGUCCAUCACUGUUGGAAUGCUUGGUUUCUCAUCGAUGCCGAUGACAGUGAGCAGAAACAAAACCUAACCUCAUCUUGUUCUAGGAUGCCUUCUAACACUUUAACAACUGGUUUUCAUGCUCAGUGUUCCCCUGUAAGAAUUAGGGAGGGUCUGGAAUCACAGUGUUUAUUGCCUGAUGCUUCUGUCCAACACAUCCCAGCAUUUCAUUGCUCCGCACCAUGUCAUCAGCGAGCGGUUGCGUGCUGAGUGAUGAAAAUGUCAGUGUUUGUAUGAAUGCUUUUUUGCAGUAUUUGCAACCGUGUGCCAUACAAUAAUAAUGGGAGCAAGCAAAUGAGGCAGAAUGAGCCUCUGGCCUUCAUGUUUUUGCUUCACUUCACACUUGGCAACAAAUUGUGCCUUAAACACUAUUGGCAGAGCUGUUUAAGACUUGCCACUUUACAAGUGCAGAAAUGUGGUUAGGAAUAGCUGUGUUGAUUUGUUUAUUAGGUUUAAAUGUUUUGCCAUACCAAAAACCUUUGUCUCCAGUCUGUGCUGGAGAGGGACCAGGGUGCAUGAUCUGCAACUCAGUGGAUCUGACUGUUGUUUUAUGUUGUCCUUAGACUGGACCUUUGUUAUUAUUAUUUUUAAAUACAAGUUUGAUUCAACUUUCUCUACAUGCCAGUCACUAAAGCCAUCAGUAGCAGCUCGGCCUUGCAGCAUUGUGCUGUUUUAUCUGUAAAGAGGGAUCACAGACUGAAACAGUGUUUCUCUGACCACUGAAGGGCCUCUUUUGGCUGAAAGAAUUCGUUUUGAUGGAGGGUUUAGGCCACAUGGUCUAAAUGCUGUUUCAGAGGCCUUUCCACCCCAGCAAAAAGAAAUAUAUAUAUACAUAUACAUAUAUAUAUAUCCUGGGGGAAACACUGGACUGAAAUGUUUAUGGAUUUGUUACUUGCUGUUUUACAAAAUAAUGUGUAAGUGAGAAGCUGACCAUUAUAGACUUAAAGAACCCAUGAAAUUCCACUUUAACACCAUACGUUCCUUUAUCGUCUGCAACUCUUGGACAUUUUCAGUAUUUGUGCUGUGGUCUUCUCACCCCAUGUGCCCUGUCUGACUGCGAUGCCUGAGGACAUGUCAACCGCGAGCUGCCUUGACUUCAACAUGGUACUGUCAAUGUUGCCUUUUUUUUUUUUUUUGUAACUCCUCCCCCUCUACCAGCCAUACCACUACUCUACUUUUGUGUCUAAGCAUCCUCACCAGUUUUGUAGACAAACUUUGCUUUCCUUUGUAAAUAUGUUUUCUGUUUCCUAUUUGUUUCUCCCUCUAGCCUUGGUGCAAUUUUUGUUGCAAUAAAAUACAAAGCAGUUGUGCUACUUGAAAUACAUUACUGAG